AAAGCUGGUCAGUUCGUCCUGCACUGCAACGGCAAGACAAUCUCAAUCACACAGCACGCCCUGUUAGUACGGCGCUGGUGGUCCGCAGAGACGACACAAUGGCAUUCACAACGGCGGUGCCGGAGGUGGUGCUGAGAUCCGGCAACGCCAGACCUAUGCCGGCGAUCGGCAUGGGCACGGCCAAGUUCCCGCUCGUGCCGGAGACUGCCAUGGACGCCGUGCUCGCGGCCGUGGAGCUCGGCUACCGCCACUUCGACACGGCCUCCAUGUACAGGACCGAGCCGCCGCUAGGCGACGCGCUGGCGGAGGCUGUGCGGCGCGGGCUGGUGGCGUCCCGGGAGGAGGUGUUCGUCACCACCAAGCUCUGGUGCACGCAGUGCCACCCGCACCUCGUGCUCCCGUCCCUCCGGGAAAGCCUCCAGAAUCUGCAAAUGGAGUACGUGGACCUGUACCUGAUCCACUGGCCGGUCUGCCUGAAGCCCGGGCCACGGGUGUUCCCGGCCAAGCGGGAGGACGCCGUGCCAUUCGACUUCGAGGGCGUGUGGCGGGAGAUGGAGGAGUGCCACCGCCUUGGGCUGGCCAAGGCCAUCGGCGUCAGCAACUUCACCACCUGGCACCUCGACAAGAUCCUAGCAGCUGCCACCAUCCCGCCUGCCGUCAACCAGGUGGAACUGAACCCUGUCUGGCAGCAGAGAAAGCUUAGGGCGUACUGCGCAGAGAAGGGUAUCCACGUCGCGGCGUACUCGCCAUUGGGUGGGCAGAACUGGUCCGGGGAGGGAAACGCCGUGCUGGAAUCAGAGGUGCUGGCCGAGAUUGCUAAGGCUAGAGGAAAGAGCGUCGCACAGGUAGCAUUGAGGUGGAUCUAUGAGCAAGGACUGACCCCAAUCGUCAAGAGCUUCAGCAAGGAGAGGCUCAAGCAAAACCUCGAGAUCUUCGACUGGGAGCUCACUGACGACGACUUGAUCAAGAUCAGCCAGAUUCCACAGAAGAAGACUGUCACAGCUGCCGACGUAAUUUUCUCUCCAGAGGGAGAGUUCACGUCAGUGAAGCUUUCAGACAUUGAAGUUGUCGAGGAAUAGUGCUAGGCACUGAGAGUGCCUCCUCCACUGUUUUCUGUAAACUACAGUAGCUUUCCUUGAAGACCCGGAAUAAAUGAAUAAAAAGGUUGUUGCACCGUUAUGCUAGGUUCCGAUGCUGUUAUUCGUCUUCUUUGCGCAAUAUACUUUGAUUCAAGUUAUUAUU
Messenger RNA from Lolium rigidum, 1242 nucleotides. RefSeq names its product deoxymugineic acid synthase 1-D-like. The record is from RefSeq and is a predicted model, not a curated record. The transcript is spliced from 4 exons. Gene Ontology annotation, molecular function: aldose reductase (NADPH) activity. The coding region runs from base 99 to 1079 and encodes 326 amino acids. Gene Ontology annotation, cellular component: cytosol. NCBI's taxonomy places the organism in Eukaryota, Viridiplantae, Streptophyta, Magnoliopsida, Poales, Poaceae.